UACCGCCCGGCCUCGCCGCCGCCGCCGCCGCCCUCGCGGCCUGGCCCCGCCGCGCCCGGCGCGCCCGCCGCCCGGGGGGAUGUCUUACAAACCGAACUUGGCCGCGCACAUGCCCGCCGCCGCCCUCAACGCCGCUGGGAGUGUCCACUCGCCUUCCAGCAGCAUGGCGACGUCUUCACAGUACCGCCAGCUGCUCAGUGACUACGGGCCACCGUCCCUAGGCUACACCCAGGGAACUGGGAACAGCCAGGUGCCCCAAAGCAAAUACGCGGAGCUGCUGGCCAUCAUCGAAGAGCUGGGGAAGGAGAUCAGACCCACGUACGCGGGGAGCAAGAGUGCCAUGGAGAGGCUGAAGCGCGGCAUCAUUCACGCUAGAGGACUGGUUCGGGAGUGCUUGGCAGAAACGGAACGGAAUGCCAGAUCCUAGCUGCCUUGUUGGUUUUGAAGGAUUUCCAUCUUUUUACAAGAUGAGAAGUUACAGUUCAUCUCCCCUGUUCAGAUGAAACCCUUGUUUUCAAAAUGGUUACAGUUUGGUUUUCCCUCCCAUGGUUCACGGGGCUCUGAGCCUACAGUCUCAAAGAUCCAGAAAAGAUUUUGCAGUCAAUUAGGAUUUGCAUUUUAAGUAGUUAGGAACUGCCCAGGUAUUUUUGUUUUUUAAGCAUUGAUUUAAAAGAUGCACGUAAACUUAUCUUACAGCAAACAGUAGUUUGCCUCCAAGACACCAUUGUCUCCCUUUAAUCUUCUCUUUUGAAUACAUUUGUUACCCACGGUGUUCUUUGUUCCUUUUCAUAAGCUAAUAUACCACUCUAGGGAUUUUGUUUUGAACGCAUAUUGACAGCACGCUUUACUUAGUAGCCGGUUUCCAUUUGCCAUACAGUGUAGGUUCUGCUUAAUGUAACUUCUUUUUUGCUUAAGCAUUUGCAUGACUAUUAGUGCUUCAAAGUCAAUUUUUAAAAAUGCACAAGUUAUAAAUACAGAAGAAAGAGCAACCCACCAAACCCUAACAAGGACCCCAGAACACUUUCAUACUAAGACUGUAAGUAGAUCUCAGUUCCGCGUUUAUUGUAAGUUGAUAAAAACAUCUGGAAGAAAAUGACUAAAACUGUUUGCAUCUUUGUAUGUAUUUAUUACUUGAUGUAAUAAAGCUUAUUUUCAUUAACAA
Pongo pygmaeus (Bornean orangutan) is the source of this 1162-nucleotide messenger RNA. RefSeq names its product cyclin dependent kinase 2 associated protein 1 (gene CDK2AP1). Gene Ontology annotation, cellular component: nucleus; cytoplasm. The transcript is spliced from 4 exons. The record is from RefSeq and is a predicted model, not a curated record. Lineage: Eukaryota; Metazoa; Chordata; Mammalia; Primates; Hominidae. The coding region runs from base 80 to 427 and encodes 115 amino acids.